AUGGAAGCAGACAAGAAGCUCUUCAAGAGCUUGGCCAUCUCCAAUUCUGAGCUAGCCAAUGAGAUCCAACAACUAGCUCGCUCAAAGAGCCAACAAAAUGACGAUCAUAUCGCCAUCAAGGCCCUGCUGCUGAGGUUGUAUAAUUCAAUCGUCCGGCUCACAGGACGACGAGGACACCCACCGGCUCCGAACAAGACCAUCAUUGAGGCCUAUCACAGCUUCUUUGAACCUAUAGAGGCACUCGCUGGACUUCCCAUGGGCGACUUCCUCACUGCACGCAUGUUUAUGUACCUUUCAAGUGCGUUGAUUCACGAUAAAUCUCUCAAUUUGAGGUUUAGCGAGAGCAAGGCCGCAGCCGCCUCGGCAUUCUUACAUGAGUUUUGCGUCGAGCUAGACGAUGGGUUGCUCGAGCCCCUGAAGAGGAUAUGGAUCAAGAAUAACCAGGAGCAGUUCCACUGGGUCUUUUCCGAGUGUCCAGUUCAGCGCUCAGAAGAGUCGGGUAUCGAUCCUGCCAGAUAUCCAGACCUUGCACAAGCGCUGUCGCCGGAGGAACUCAAAGCAGCAGGGGGGAAAGGACGGCAAUGGUUUCGUUCAGACCCUAAGGAUGAACCGGACUGGAAACUCUUCUCCACAAGGCUUCCCGAUAUUGAUGACGAAGACACUGAGAAUCAUCUUUGGAAAUGCAUAGGAACCGACGGUCCUAUUUGCUCAGGCCGGGUCUACCGCACGCUUAACAAGGACGCUGGCGAAGAAUCUUUUCACUCUGUUCCCGUUCUUCGAAGAUCACGGCAGUUCAUCCUUGAUGCGCGGCAAAUCUCAAAGCCCCUGAUAACCAAACAGGGAAGCCAUCUCCUGGCGGGGAUACUCUUCAGGGCAGAGAUACCUACCGAAAUCCGAGAAAUGAUUUGGACAUAUAUGAGAGAGCCGCCGCCACCUAGACAAACCGACUACCUCAAAGGCCUCGACAUUGCCUCGGCCUACGCCCCUUUUCCAAAAGUCCCCGAGCCUUGCCAGGAGUGCAAGGGGAGAAAAGUAAGACGGCGAGACAAGAGCAUAAAGGAAACUUGCCCAGAACAUACCAUUUACGUUUGGAAUCUCCCUCUGCGCAUGUUCCACGUUCUGCACCCGGAGGGCAACUCAGGAUGGUGGCCCUGCGCGGAGGGCCUCGAAUGUUCUGGGCACCAUGACGAUGAAGAAUGGCGCGUGGAGGAUCAAGACAAACUUCUAGGGUGGAUUGACGCCGUCAUUCUUGAACGCAACUAUGAAUGUUCUGAGCUCUACGAUACAGGCUACGGUCCGCAUGAAUCCAUCACCAGAAGCCCGAAAGAAGACGAGACGAGACGAGAGAGAUUAUUUUCAGAAAAUGGUCCUUUCGUGGACGUAACGGAGCAGCGCAAGAUGGAAGGCGGUCUCUGCGGUCCCCUAAGCGUAAUGGCGCACAAAGCAGCAGUAGUCCAAGCGUGGAAUGAUGGGGGAGAAAGGAGAAUCGACACGAGCGAGGUUCAAUGGGCGCUGGGACGCAACUUGGUCGAACAGGGGAGGGCUGAGGAUACAAUGAAGAACCUGUGGCACGGCACUACCCGUUCCUGUUGGUUUUGCAGAAGGUAA
Fusarium keratoplasticum is the source of this 1608-nucleotide messenger RNA. RefSeq lists its product as uncharacterized. Bases 1 to 1608 code for a protein of 535 amino acids. Lineage: Eukaryota; Fungi; Ascomycota; Sordariomycetes; Hypocreales; Nectriaceae. The record is from RefSeq and is a predicted model, not a curated record. The transcript has a single exon.